Messenger RNA from Ceratitis capitata (Mediterranean fruit fly), 1921 nucleotides. RefSeq names its product islet cell autoantigen 1 (gene ICA69). Gene Ontology annotation, cellular component: Golgi apparatus. NCBI's taxonomy places the organism in Eukaryota, Metazoa, Arthropoda, Insecta, Diptera, Tephritidae. Gene Ontology annotation, molecular function: protein domain specific binding. Gene Ontology annotation, biological process: regulation of transport. The record is from RefSeq and is a predicted model, not a curated record. The transcript has 4 exons. Bases 274 to 1530 code for a protein of 418 amino acids.
CUAACUGUUUCUAAAGUCCAUAUCCGUGAAUAAAAUUUAAAUCCUUCCUUGCGUUGCACUAAAUGUUUAGUAAAUUUAAAUAUAGAAAGGAAAAUCAAAUUGUUACAGCCUUUCGCCACAAUAUAGUGCUCAAAUAUGGUACCACUGCCGAAUUGCCAUUUAGGUUGUAUAACGCGCAGGCGUCAUUGAAAUAAAAUUCCAUUCAAUGACAACCAAUCAGCAAAAUUUCACAUCACAGAGGAAAGUAUAUGUUUUUGCAAAAAUUCAAUUGCUAUGCUGCAUCAUCAAUUUUGGAUAACGAAAAAAACGGUGCAACGUAAACUCGGCACCAAAGAAGAUGAACACAUUAUUUCAUCAGAUGCAGAUCUCGAUGCGAAAAUUGAAGUGUACAAGUCGAUAGCAAGUACGAGUUUUGAAUUGGGAAAAAUCAUUGACCAGCUGCAAGAAAGAUUAUGCAUUCUAUCACAAGAGGAAUGCGUAUUCGGAAGAUUUCUCAAAGAGGUCGGUAAACGUAGUAAGACAACGGGGCAGAGUAUAACGAAUACGGGCAAAGCAGUUUCGUACAGUGGGCAACAGCGUAUGUGUGUGCGAGUACCACUGCUGAGACUACAUCAUGAGGUCGAAGUAUUUCGCAGUAGAGCAGUACGCGAUACACAGGCAACAUUACAAAUUAUGGAAAAAGAGCGCACUGAAUAUCGCGCUGCUCUAUCGUGGAUGAAAGCGGCCAGUACCGAAUUGGAUCCGGAUACUGGGAAGGGUCUUGAUAAGUUUCGCACAGCUCAAACUCAUGUGCGCACAGCUAAACGUAAUUUCGAUAGUCUUUCUAUGGAUUCUAUACAAAAAAUUGAUUUGUUGGCGGCAGCGCGUUGCAAUAUGUAUUCACACGCACUGGUUUCGUAUAUGAGCGAAUUGAAGGAGUUCGCACAAAAAACGGCAAGCACAUUUGAAACAAUAUCAAGGUCUUUGUUACAAAAGCCAAAAUAUGAUUUUUGUGUGCUCAAAGAAUUGACUCAAAAUGAGGGUAGCAGCGAGGAGGAUGGCAAAAUUGAUGAAAUCGUUGCAUUGGAUAAGGAUCAGUCAUUUUUCUUUGAAAGCGAAUAUAGCGAUCAGCAAGAGUUUAAAAAGGAAACACAUGAAGACAAACCAGAUACAUUGGGUACAGCUGCGAUGAACGAUAAUACGCUCAUUGAACUGAUAGAAAAUUCGAAUGACGAGCUUAUAAUACCAACCGAGAUAUCUGACCAAAGCAAUCCGGUUAUAGAACAAAGUAUUUGGUCAGGUCUUUGGCCACUUGGCCAUUCUUCAAAUCAAAGUAAUAAUAAUAUUAAAACAAAAGCGAAUGAAAAAAAUAAAUCAGAAUUAACGGUUGAAAAUGUGGCCACAAGCGAAAAUGCAAUCGCUGAGUCUGCUAACAAAACAACGAAGUCAACAAAUUGGAUGGAUUUGUUUGCGGAAUUAGAUCCUUUAGCUAAUCCAGAGGCAUUCGAUUUGAAACUUAGUGGCGGUCGAUUAAAUGCGCAACAGACUUAAUUUUUUUAGGAAAAUUAUUUUCCAUGACCUUUACAAAUAUACACACAAUGUAUAUUUGUACUAGAAUUCGGGUUUUUAUAAAUGAAGAAAAAAAGAAAUCAUUUUAAAUAUUCAACUUGUUUUGUGCUGCAUUUCUCACUUAUCUCUGAAAAGUGUAUAUUAUAAUUGUAUUUGUAUUUAUUUCAGAAAAUUUCGCACCCUAACAUUUAUUUUAGCGUAUAAAUAAGUCUUAAUGAGCUGAAAAAAAAUAAGCAAAUUAAAUCACUAAUUGUUGUGGUCUGUCAGUAAGCAGUUUUAUUUUAUUGUAAACGACAUUAAAACACUUUACCAUUAACAAGCGUUUGAGUAGUCGCUGUUAAAGUGAAAGUGUAAUGCGCCACUAAUUACAAUA